AACAAAACAAAAAAAAAGUAUGUUUGAAAGAGGCAAAAGGUGGAACUAAUGGAAUCUAUGGGUAUGAAGAAAAUAUAGUUCAGAUUUACCAGUUGGCCAGCUCGAAAACCACCUUUGUGGAAGCCAUCCUUCAGCUUGCCAGGGAUCAAGCAAGCCAUUCUUUCUCACGGAACAUGUGCGAUUUUAUUGGCCUUUUACUCUGACUCUGUCUAGGGUUGGCAGUUGCUUCCAACCCUAACUUGCUUUUAUUUACUGAAUCGGCAAAUCUAAGCUGAACCUUCAACACUUAAAGGCAGGCCAUCUUAUUGGCUGGCACUCACUUCUUUUUUCCCUGUUAAGCCCGGGGCUGUAAAUUGCAGCCUACAUUCUCGGGCACACUACAUACAAAAAGCAAUCAGGGUGGAAAAGAAUGCGUGUUUCAGUUCUUCGCCGUUCUUGAACCACGCGGUAAAGGCACGCUUUUCAAAAGAACCGAAUCGGAGGCACAAACGGAAAUGAAAGGGGAACACGAAUGCAUGAGAACGUUCAAAACUCCGUUUCUAAUACCAGACUACUUUCUCCACGUAGUUUCACAAGCCCCUGAGCACCUCUGGCCUCUCGUGACCGAUCCCAAUCUCGGAGUUAGGACCACGCUUCUCAUUCUACACAGCACAGAGAGGGGAGUGGGGGCAGGCACCAUCAUUUACUUGUCAAAAUCCGAACACAUGGCGAAAGCCACCCUCGGGACGAGGAUAAGAAAAGGGAAGGGCUUUAAAAAUGGACCGUGGCCCCCAGAACAAUCACACCGGGUGCAGGGGAGGCUGGGGAACUCGGGCGGGGCUCCCGGGAAGCCUGCUUUUGAAAGCGCUGCGGCUCGCCGCACGGGCUGCAGAGGAGGACGGAGGCUGCGGCGGCGCGGACGCUCUAACCCGCUCUCUGCAGGCCGGCUGAGGCCGCCGCAGGCCGCCCGGCCCCGGGCCCCGGCUCGCUCCGGAGGGCGCCAGAGGAGCCCAGCGAUCCGCGUCGGCCCCGCGCCCCCCAGGACCGGCCUCCCGCCGCCGCCGAGGAGCUCCCAGGCAUCCACAAAGGCUCGUUUGUGUAAGUGUGAAGACGAUGAUAAGAACCAAAUAAGAGCAAUGAAUGUUGGAGGACAAAGAGGAAAGCAAAACAGCUGGACCCAAUACAGGUUUCCCAUGAUGAUCUUGAUGCCCCUUGCUCACAGAAUCCCUCUUCUCUCUCUUCGACUGGACUCCUGGAGCUCAGCCUGGUGUUUGGCUGUGGAUCUCUGCAUCUGCUUCCAUCCAUUACUGGAGAAAGGCUAUAUGAUGACAGUUACGGUAUUUACCGGUCUGAUGACUGGGGUAAGCCAGUUCAGUUCAGGCACCCUCUCCACUAUUUCUAGUAGUCCAAGUUGGGGUCAUCCUUGGGGAUUCCAGGCAACUUCCCUAGCACCAGGUUUCUCUCUAUCCCCAUGAUGUCUCCAUCUAUCAUGGUAUCUCUUUCAAUGCUCUCCCACUCCAUCCCUGUUCCAGCUUGACCAUCCUGUUUCCUUAUGUUCUCAUCCCCUACCCCCUACUCUCCAUUGCCCACCCCUCACCCCCAGUUUACUCAUGGAGAUCUUAUCUAUUUCUUCUUCCCAAGGCGAUCCAUGCAUCCCUCUUUGGGUCCUCCUUGUUAGCUAGCUUCUCUGGAGCUGUGGGUUGUAGUCUGGUUAUCCUUUGCUUUACAUCUAAUAUCCAUUUAUGAGUGAGUACAUACCAUGUUUGUCCUUCUGAGUCUGGGUUACCUCCCUCAUCCUGGGAUGUUUUUAAACAACAGAUACUGAUUUAUUGACUGUAGGGUAGAAUGUGCAAUCCUGCACUUCCAACAUGUUUCCAGGGCUGCUCUUGUCUUAGUUCCUGAGCCAUAAACACUUCUUGGCAAAUACAGCAAGAUGUUAAGUUGAUUUCUUCUUGAGCUAUGGAGCCACCAAGUGUGCUUUUGAAAACUCCUUUUAUCAGUUAGAUAUAUCCCCAUCUACUUAUAACUCCAUGACAAUUUUUAUCAUAAUGAGAUGUUGGAUUUGUUAAGUAUUUUUUACCAUAUGAAUUGAUAUAAAUAUGCCUUUAAUGUGUAAUUUGGCUUUUCAGACAUUGAAUUAACCUUGAUUAGUUCAUAAUAGUCGUCGAAAGUAUUACUGUUUGCCAGGCGGUGGUGACACACACCUUUAAUCCCAGCUCUCGGGAGGCAGAGGCAGGCAGAUCUCUGUGAGUACCAGGCCAGCCUGAUCUACAGAGCAAGCUCCAGGACAGCCAAGGCUACACUGAGAAACCCUGUCUCGAAAAACCACACACACAAAAAGAAAAUAUUGCCGGGCGGUGGUGGCGCACGCCUUUAAUCCCAGCACCCGGGAGGCAGAGCCAGGCGGAUCUCUGUGAGUUCGAGGCCAGCCUGGUCUCCAAAGCGAGUUCCAGGAAAGGCGCAAAGCUACACAGAGAAACCCUGUCUCGAAAAAAACCAAAAAAA
This is a messenger RNA of Peromyscus californicus insignis, 2484 nucleotides long. RefSeq lists its product as uncharacterized. NCBI's taxonomy places the organism in Eukaryota, Metazoa, Chordata, Mammalia, Rodentia, Cricetidae. The record is from RefSeq and is a predicted model, not a curated record. Bases 495 to 1454 code for a protein of 319 amino acids. The transcript has 3 exons.